Molecule: messenger RNA, 1509 nt
Organism: Trichoderma asperellum CBS 433.97
Lineage: Eukaryota; Fungi; Ascomycota; Sordariomycetes; Hypocreales; Hypocreaceae
Biological process (GO): amino acid transmembrane transport
Cellular component (GO): fungal-type vacuole membrane
Molecular function (GO): L-amino acid transmembrane transporter activity
Source: RefSeq, a predicted model, not a curated record
AUGUCUAGAUCGCGACGACGAGCUGGUAAAGAUGGCCGUGGUGGACAAGCCAGUAUGCUCAGCAGCAUCGUCAAUCUGCUGAAUACAAUUGUUGGGGCUGGCACACUUGCUAUGCCCUCUGUCCUGUCGCAUAUGGGAAUAAUGCUCGGCGUCCUCCUCAUGCUCUGGUCUGGCUUGACCUCGGCGUUCGGUCUCUACCUUCAGUCCAGAUGCGCUCGCUAUCUCGAUCGCGGAAAAUCCUCCUUCUUCGCCUUGUCUCAGCUUACAUACCCCAAUGCAUCCAUCAUUUUCGAUGCCGCAAUUGCGAUUAAGUGCUUCGGGGUUGGGGUCUCCUACAUGAUUAUUAUCGGCGAUCUCAUGCCCGGGGUGGCCCUGGGUUUCAACAGCAACGCUGAUAGGAUUCCUUAUCUACUUGACCGAAACUUUUGGAUUACUGCCUUUAUGCUUCUUGUUAUCCCUUUGAGUUUCCUAAAGAGGCUCGAUUCGCUCAAGUAUACCAGUUUAGUUGCUUUGGUUUCGAUUGGAUACCUCAUUAUUCUGGUCAUCUACCACUUCUCCGUGGAUCCCCAUGCCAGCCCAGACAAUAUUCGGGUUAUCCAAUGGGCUGGUGCCGUUGAGACAUUGAGUGCAUUGCCAGUGGUAGUCUUUGCUUACACUUGCCACCAGAAUAUGUUCUCUAUCAUCAACGAAAUCAACGAUAAUUCUCCAUCCAGCAUGGUCAAAGUUGUCGCAUCCAGCAUUGGAUCCGCAGCAUCGAUUUACGUCCUGGUGGCCGUUACUGGAUACAUCACUUUCGGUAACUCCAUUGUUGGAAAUAUUGUAUCCAUGUAUCCUACCGGAGUUGCCUCGACCAUUGGAAAAGCUGCGAUUGUUGUCCUUGUUUUAUUUUCCAUUCCCUUACAAGUUCAUCCCUGCCGAGCUUCUGUUGACGCUGUCAUCAAUUGGCGACCUAGCAGGGGCAACUCGAAUGGCGGCCGUGCUGGCUCCCCUCUGUUAAACUCGGCGCCAGCACAACGUGGUGAUCACGGCAGCACCGCGCCAAUGUCUGAUCUCAGAUUUGCUCUCAUUACUACAGUUAUCCUUACUCUAGCCUACAUUACGGCUCUCUCUGUGAGCAGUCUUGAUCGUGUUCUUGCCUUUGUUGGAAGCACAGGAUCUACAUCUAUUAGCUUCAUUUUACCAGGCCUGUUUUAUUACAAAAUAAGCGACCCGGAUAGCAUCCACCACCAACGUUUGGCCAAGGAAGACGAUGACAUGGACGACUCCGAUGACUCUGAUACCGAAGAUUCAGGACCACUUGCUCAGAGCACUCACAGCAUCGCUAGCGCGGCCAGUGCCGCGAGCAGCCGUAGCCGAAAUGCAUGGCGCUCGCGUCGAAAGUGGCGAUGGGACCUGGAACACGUUGACCACAGUCUUUUACGAAAGAUGGCAUUGGCAUUAGCGAUAUAUGGAGUGGUAGUGAUGACGGUUUGCCUUACUAUGAACAUUUUCUUCGCCGUCGCUCAUUAA